Messenger RNA from Diachasmimorpha longicaudata, 6081 nucleotides. RefSeq names its product nuclear hormone receptor E75 (gene E75). The transcript is spliced from 5 exons. Gene Ontology annotation, biological process: hormone-mediated signaling pathway; positive regulation of transcription by RNA polymerase II; negative regulation of transcription by RNA polymerase II. Bases 1089 to 3674 code for a protein of 861 amino acids. The record is from RefSeq and is a predicted model, not a curated record. NCBI's taxonomy places the organism in Eukaryota, Metazoa, Arthropoda, Insecta, Hymenoptera, Braconidae. Gene Ontology annotation, molecular function: zinc ion binding; RNA polymerase II cis-regulatory region sequence-specific DNA binding; nuclear receptor activity.
CAAACAAUCUGAAACGAUUCACGCUAUUAUCGUACGGUGGUGUGUGUGUAGGUGGUACUUUCACUUUCUCAACUUUUUUGCGGAUGAAUUUUCUUUGUCUCUGUGGGUCAAAUGAUUUAUCGAUAAUGUCGAAAUGCACAGAAGGAGAAUACAGGGAUUUUUUGUGAAAUGAAUGACAGGUAUUUGUUGUAUAUCUGGGAAUGCAGAGGGCUCAAUGAUACCCUAAAAAAAGACAUUGUCAAAAAAAAAUUAAUAAUAAUUCUUACAAAAAUAAUUAUUUCCGUUGAACAUGACUCGCGAAACUCUAACGAAUAUCCUUGAUCCUAAUGAUGGGUCAACCGUGCCAAUUGGCCAAUGGAAGCAGUUGAACCCGAUAUACUCAUUUUAACAUCGCCUAUGACUGAUAAAUCAACAUCACAAUGCCGAGCCAAUCAAGGAAUAAUCUAGUGAAAAAUUUCGAAAAUCUGAGAGUACAAAUUAGUGGUAUUAUCUAAUCGGUAUAAAAGCCCGAAAAAUCAGCGAGAAUUUUGAGGUGAAGGGGAGGAAUAGAGGAGGUGAGGCUUCAAGACCACGAGGCAGGCGGUGAGGUGGUGAGGUCUGUAUUUCGCGCAAGCGCGCACCGUAUGCUAUACCCUGACGCGGUCAACUCACUCGCGCAUCGCACUGCACGCCAUACACAACCACCACGUUCUUUUCAUCGCCACGCGUGACCACGCGGUCAAGUCCUAACCGAAGAGUCAAAUAACCAUUAGCAUUAGCAUUGGUACCGCCAAUGGAUCGAAUUAUCAUAAAACUCGUUGAUAGAAAAUACUGAUAAAAUAAAGUGCAAAGUGCGUGAUUAUUUUUUGUUGUACAACAGACUGAAAGAGAAUUAUCGAUAGAUUGAGUACUUUAAGUGGAGUUCAAUGAUUUGUCAGUGUUCCAGAAGAGACUUUGAGUGAGAAUGAACACAUGUUUUGAAUUAAGUGAUAAUAAUUGAUGUGUUAUGUCAGUUGUGGAGAGGUACUUGAGCUUGGACUAGGAUUUUCGUGGACCAUUGGAAAUAAUUUACAAAUUAAUUGAUAGAACUGUCUGAUUAAUCACGGGGUAUGAUAGACAGACGAGUGGAAGAUUGGUGUGUUCAAGCAAUGACUGUACAAGAAUUUAAACCCCGUGGGGCUGGAGAUGGACAACAGCCGGUUGGUGAUAUUCUCUCACCACCUGAGUCACUCGAUAAUGACAAGGAAGCUUCCAAUUAUCGUGAAGUUUUUCUACCCCAGGACAGCGAGCACCUUCUUGGUCGAGUUUUAGCCGAAUUCGAUGGUACGACAGUUCUCUGUCGUGUGUGCGGGGACAAGGCCUCGGGUUUUCACUAUGGUGUUCACUCCUGCGAAGGAUGCAAGGGAUUUUUCCGAAGGAGCAUUCAGCAAAAAAUUCAAUAUCGUCCCUGUACCAAGAAUCAACAGUGCAGUAUUCUCCGGAUCAACAGAAAUCGCUGCCAGUACUGCCGUCUCAAGAAGUGCAUCGCUGUUGGCAUGAGUCGUGAUGCGGUUCGAUUCGGCCGUGUGCCAAAACGUGAAAAAGCAAGAAUUUUGGCGGCAAUGCAGCAGAGCUCUCACAGUCGUUCACAGGAGAAGGCUGUUGCCGCUGAAUUGGAGGAUGAACAGCGUCUUCUCCAGACCGUUGUUCGUGCUCACCUUGAUACAUGCGAUUUUACGAGAGACAAGGUGGCUCCAGUACUCGCAAGGGCGCGAGAGACACCUAAUUACACAGCGUGUCCACCAACCUUGGCAUGCCCACUGAAUCCCAAUCCCCAGCCAUUAACUGGCCAACAGGAAUUACUACAAGACUUCUCGAAGAGAUUUUCACCUGCAAUAAGAGGUGUCGUUGAAUUUGCCAAACGCAUACCUGGUUUUAACCUGCUGGCACAGGAUGAUCAGGUGACUCUCCUAAAAGCCGGUGUCUUUGAGGUACUACUUGUUCGUCUUGCCUGUAUGUUUGACGGCCAAACAAACAGUAUGAUAUGUCUCAAUGGCCAAGUGUUGAAGAGGGAUUCAAUUCACAACAGUAAUGCACGCUUUCUCAUGGAUUCGAUGUUCGAUUUUGCUGAACGUGUUAAUUCCCUUCGGCUAUCGGACGCCGAACUCGGUUUAUUCUGCUCAGUCGUUGUUAUAGCAGCUGACAGGCCCGGUCUACGUAACACUGAUCUCGUUGAACGUAUGCACAAUAAACUGCGUAGUGCCCUACAGUCAGUACUAGCUCAAAAUCAUCCGCAGCAUCCAGAUAUACUGCGCGAAUUGCUCAAGAAAAUACCAGAUCUCAGGACAUUGAAUACCCUUCAUUCGGAAAAAUUACUUGCAUUCAAGAUGACAGAGCAGCAGCAACAGUUGCAGGCACAACAGACACAGCAGCAGGCGCAACAGCAACAGCAGAGCCAAAACACCAAUGUACAUCAGCAGUGGCCAAUGGAGGAGGAGCCGGCAGCCUCAUGGGGUUCAGCAUCGGACGUAACUCUGGACGAAGCGGUGAAGAGCCCUUUGGGAAGUGUAUCAAGUACAGAAAGCACCUGCAGUGGAGAGGUUGCAUCACUAACGGAGUAUCAUCAUGCUCCUGGUCAUCACGCAUCUACAGCACCCCUCCUCGCGGCAACACUGGCCGGUGGUCUUUGCCCCCACAGACGUCGCGCCAACUCCGGCAGUACGAGUUCAGGUGAUGACGAGCAUCAUCGUGCGACAAUGUCAAAAACCCCUCAGCCCCAGGCGCAGUGUCCGCGAUUCCGUAAACUGGAUUCACCGAGUGACAGUGGAAUUGAAUCGGGAACUGAAAAACCGGACAAACCAGCUAGCAGCAGUGCGAGCAGUGCACCAACCUCGGUAUGCUCAAGUCCAAGAUCCGAGGAUAAAGAGGUUGAGGAUAUGCCUGUAUUGAAGAGAGUGCUACAAGCGCCGCCACUUUACGACACAAAUUCCUUGAUGGAUGAGGCUUACAAGCCACACAAAAAGUUCCGGGCGCUUCGACAUAAGGACAGUGCUGAAGCUGAGCCAGUAAUUGUUCAGCAACAGUCGCAGUUACAUCUUCAUCUAACCUCACCACCAACGAGAAGUCCAACGACACAGGCGCAGAGUGCGAGUUUACUCAGCAGUACGCACUCGACACUAGCCAAGAGUUUGAUGGAAGGCCCAAGGAUGACUGCUGAACAGCUCAAACGCACUGAUAUCAUUCACAAUUAUAUAAUGCGGGGUGAGGCUAGUCCAAGAUCACCAGCACCAUCACCAUCACCAGCGGAGCAAUGCGCCUCAACAACAACUCUCAGUGCCCGAUCGCCUCAAACGUCACAGGGACUUCUCCAGUGUGCGACAACUGGCUAUUCGAGAUGGCCAGCAACGUCCGUUAUCACCACGACAACCGGAGCCAGACAGCAACAGUCUUCCGGCUCUGGGUACAUCGUUGUCAACAAUUCACCAGCAUCACCGAGGUAUUUAUCAGUUGCUGCGUCAAGUACAAGUAGUACGAGUCCAAGGCCAACGUCUAGUACAGCUGCGACACUUGUUUUAUCAGGUUGCCCAAGUAAUAUGAUGGAGUUGCAAGUCGAUAUUGCUGAUAGUCAACAACCCCUUAAUCUUUCGAAAAAAUCACCGUCCCCAUCGCCGAGGCCAUUCGUUGGACCAUGUAAAGCUCUCUCACUCGAGGCGUAGUGCUGUUAUGAGAACUUUAAUCGAGAUAAUUCUAGCCCACCUUAAACGAAAUUUAUUUUAUCAAGCUAUUUCUUGGGAUCUCUCGUUCCCAAUCAGUGGAAUCAAUGUUGAAAAUGCAAUUUUUUUUUCUCGUCGAGUUUAACUAAAAGUGCCAGGACGCUCUGAGCGCGUGACAAACCAAAUAAUUUAUUAUUUAAAGGAGAUAUCGUAGGAGGAACUUGAAUUUAAUGGGGGAGAGAGGGGUGGUAUCAUGUGUUUACUGUGAAGUAUCGUGUGACACUAAUUCACCACCCUCGUAAACCCCUGUCUCUAUUUAUGAAUGAAUAGUGCUAAAAAAUUAUUUCAAAUAGAUUCAAAGUGCGACUACACUCGUGUAUAAAUAAAUGAAAAAAAAAGGGUAAAGAUGGAGUUAUAGGCGCUUUUGAGUGAUCGCAUUCAAUGCAAUGCCGUGAAAUUUUAUCUGAGAUAACAUCUAUCUUAUUUACCUAUCUACCUGUCUAACUGAUGUCGUUACAUGGGUAAAAAGAAAUAUUAAAAAACACAAAAUAUAGUGGUUAGCGUGCGGAAAUAUGUGGAUUUUCAAGUCAUGAAGAAAUGAAAAUUAAUUGAUAAAGACAAAAAACAAGAUUGAAUGUUACAGAAAAAAAAAUUAAUAAUCUAUUACAUGUGAUAAUCACGGAUAUCGCGCAUCCUGUACAGUCUCCACCUCAUUCAUCAAUCAUUUACUCUAUUAUUAUUAUUAUUAUUAUUAUUAUUAUUAUUAUUAUUGAACAUUAAAUAAAUAAAUAAAUAAGUAAUAUUAUUGUAAUAAAUUUAAGGGUACAACAAUGUAAUCAAUCGUAAACGUUAUCAUCCCGUAUGUAUGUAUAUUCCAUAGGGACACGUAAAAAAAGAAUAAUUUCUUUUCUUUUAGUCUCACGUGGAGGAAGCGAUAAGUGUGCUUGUAACUGCGUGUAUAUGUCGGCAUGAGUGAAGUGAGUGAGUCGGGGCAAUCCAAUAAAAAUUGUAGCGAAUGUGGAACUAAUGAUAAGUUAUGAAAAAAUAAAAUAAAAACAUGGAAGAAAUAUAUUUGACGCAAAAAUGAAAUGAAUAAAAAAUUCAUUAAAUGAGGAAAAAAAGAACCUUGUCAAGAAUUAUAAUUGAAAGAAGUGACGAUUUGAUGAUUUUAAGGAGUUUUGUUAUGAGACUGAUCGGUCCCUGGGGCCUCCAGUUUGCAAUUACUGUACCUUUAUACCAUGUGUCGUAUAUGUAAUGGAGGAGAGAUAUGAAAUGAUGCAAAAACAAAUAAAUAUACAAACAAGUAAUUAAUCUCUAAAUACGUCGUGUAGAUGAUUUAGGGCUUUAGUUUUAUUGGAACACGGAAAUGAUAUCUUAAAUGAGAGGGGAAAAAAAACAUACAACAAUUGUGUCGGAAAAUUAUUUCGUGUGGAUGACGGAAGUGCGAACCCUGGAUGGAUCGAUGAGGCACUUGUAAAUAAUAAAUAUUAAGACGAAAAACUUAAAUUUAUUAGUAGGCGUGAAUGGAAGACAAAUUUUUUCGAAAAACCAAAUUUGAGAAAAAUAGUGAAUACAAAAAUAUCUGAAAAAAAAAAAUACCAACACAAACGAUCAAGCAACAAUCGCCAUUUUGGCUGUUCCUUCCGUGCACCCUCUAGCCCCUUCCCCUCGACCCCGCGAAAAGAAUUAAUUGCCAUCGUAAAUCAACACACAAUUGCAGAACAAAACCCGAAGGAAAGAUAAUAUCGUGUUUAUUAUCUUUGCUAAAAUAUGAUUAAUUAUUGUACCACGGAGUCAUUCCCACAAAAGCACAUGAUCUGUCCUUCUCUUCCCUUUUCCGAUCCCCUGCGUAAAAAGUAAACUAAUCAGCUGAUUGAAUAAAUCCAACGACAAAAAAAUUCCGAAAUUAUCAGUUGAUUUUUCAGUUUAUCUUUCGUCUUACGAAUUAUCAGCAAUAUAUUUUUUUUUAUUCCCGUCAAUUUCUCAUCAGCAAAAAUGCCUGAGUUCAUUAGGCAGCUGAAUCUAGAAAACCGCACUCUGAAUGAAUUAAACAAAGUAAUAAAUAAAAAAAAGAUGGAAAAUGAAACAAACAAAUCCCCCCGCCCCCUAGCAUUGAUAUUCGUAAUACUGUUAUGCAUAAACUACACAUAAUUAUUAUAGUAAACGAUACAUAAAGUAUGAUAUAUUUCUCUAUCCAUUAAGACGGAAAAUACAAAAAAAAUGCAGUUUGUUGUUUCUGGUGAACAAAAAAUAAGGAUGAAAAAUAAAGUAAAAAAAAAAAAUGAAAUAAAAGUACUACGCAUGAAUACAAAGCAGCCCCGCAUAUUGCCCAGUGAGCACGUCAUUUUGUACGCUUGGGAGUUGUGAGGUCGUCUGAAUAAACAUUGUCUGGUGAAUUAUACAUAAAAAA